Molecule: messenger RNA, 2382 nt
Organism: Besnoitia besnoiti
Lineage: Eukaryota; Apicomplexa; Conoidasida; Eucoccidiorida; Sarcocystidae
Product: putative DNA replication licensing factor MCM5
Exons: 19
Coding region: 1-2382 (793 amino acids)
Biological process (GO): DNA replication; double-strand break repair via break-induced replication; DNA replication initiation
Cellular component (GO): nucleus; MCM complex
Molecular function (GO): single-stranded DNA helicase activity; 3'-5' DNA helicase activity; ATP binding
Source: RefSeq, a predicted model, not a curated record
AUGGAGGAAGAGACGAUCUACUUCAACACGUCGCGCCUCGAAGAGGGCGGCUUCUCCUCCGCGUCGCCGUCGGCGCUGAUGCUGCCGUCCUCUCUCCCUUCCGUCCAGCAGAUGAAGUUCAACUUCCGGCAGUACCUGCAUCACGGCGGGGGUGAGCUGAAGCGCCACCUUCUCGCAGAGGCCGAAAAAACUGAAAAGUGCCUCCUGCACGUGGACUUGAACGACUUGAAGGUAUUCCAGCACCACGUCGCCGACGCAGACCUGAAGUGCGUGAGCACUCCCUACUGCAAGAAGAAGCACCACGCCGCUCCGCCUGACUUUGCGCGCCAACUCGUCGCGGGCCUCAGCCAGCGGCCGCUGGUGUACCUGCCCACGUGCGAGCGCGUCUGCGAAGAAGUCGUUGAGAAGAGCGCGAUUCUCCCUCCGCAGCAGCUCACGGCCUCGCUCGCCAGCGGCGGCGCGCCCGGCCGCCAGGGACGGCGCGGGCCUGUACAGGUUCAAAUCAACCUGAUGGACACUAGCGCGACGCACACCCCCAUCAGACACCUGCUGUCCAGACAGCAGGAACAGUUCGUCGUCACAACUGGAAUCAUCAUCUCCUCACGGCCUCCCGCGUCGCGUCUGCAGACUGUGACGAUUCAGUGCAGAUACUGCAACCAUAAGAUGAUCAUUUCGCUGCCCGAGUGGCGUGAGCAGCUUCAGCUGCCGCGAUUCUGUCUCUACUCGCAGCAGCGCGCCUCCGUCGCCUCCACAGCGGGUCCCGCCUCGGUGCUCGGCGGCGCCGCCAACGACCUCGCAGACCUCGGCUGCAAAAACAAACCGGAUCCCUACUUUAUCGUUACGAACGAGUGCACAUUCGUCGACGUUCAGUCGCUGAAGCUGCAAGAGUUGCCUGAAGACGUCCCCACGGGAGACAUGCCUCGGCAUUUGCUGCUCAACUGCACGCGCUUGCUGACGGAUCGGGCGUUCCCUGGCGACCGUUUGAUCAUCCACGGUGUUUUGACGACGAACUUGACUGCGCCAGGGAUCAAGCAGACGACAGGGAGAGAGGCAGAGCAACCGCACAGCAGCUACCUGCAUGUGCUGGGGCUUCAGAAGGUGUCUUUCCUCUCGCUGGCUCGCACGCGCAUGUCGUUCACGCUGACUGAGCAGCGUGACUUGUUCUACAAGCUUGCGCAGAGUCAAAACAUCCUUGACAAAAUCGCCAGGUCAAUCGCGCCGGCGCUCUACGGCAUGGAGGAAGUCAAGCGCGCGUGCGCUUGUCUCCUCUUUGGCGGCACACAGAAGAUCGUCGCGGACGGCUCCAGGCUGAGAGGAGACAUCAACGUCUUGCUGCUCGGUGACCCCGGUGUCGCAAAGAGUCAAGUCCUCAAAUUCGUCGAUAAGAUCGCCCCUGUCUCGGUCUACACGUCAGGCAAAGGAAGUUCCGCUGCGGGUCUGACGGCGGCGGUCCUGCGCGAUCGCUCGGGCGUGUUCACUCUGGAGGGCGGCUGCAUGUGUCUGGCGGACGGCGGCGUUGUGUGCGUCGACGAGUUCGACAAGAUGGACGAGCGGGACGUGGUCGCGAUGCAUGAGGCCAUGGAGCAGCAGACAAUCUCGAUCAGCAAGGCGGGCAUCAACACAGUGCUCAACUCGCGAUGCGCCGUCCUCGCCGCCGCCAAUCCGUCGUUUGGCAGCUUCGACGACACGCAGGACUCCUCUGAGCAGCACGAGUUCAAGGCGACGAUUCUCUCUCGGUUCGAUCUCAUCUUCCUUCUGCGCGACAAGGAAGACUACGCGCGUGACGCGGCUCUCAGCACGCACAUCCUCAAACUGCAUGCGCAAAAAGACGUGCGGACGGGCGAGGACGAAGACGUUAUCCCGUUCGAGGUGUUGAAGAAUUACAUCCAAUUCGCCAAGAGCCUGCCGCCGCCGCUUCUUGGCGCAGACGCCCGCGACGCGCUGAAGAACUUCUACGUGCAGACCAGGCAAGAUGUGCGCGACGACAAGCGCUCCAAGACGCGCAAAAUCCCCAUCACGCUCCGUCAGCUCGAGUCUCUCGUGCGCAUUUCCGAAAGUUUCGCGAAGAUGGAGCUGAGUCCAGUGGCCUCCUCCAAGCAUGUGCAGAUGGCUAUCGAGCUUUUCUCUGUGUCGACUGCGGAAACGGCGCGCCACGCGCUGGUCUUCGAGGGCUUGUCGCCAGCAGAGCAAAAGCUUAUCAAGCAAGCGGAGGAGGCUGUGCUCGGCCGGCUUCAGAAGGGACAGCGCGCGCAGCGCAAGAACCUCUUGAGAGAUCUCCAGAUGCAGGGCUUCGACAAGAACGUUCUCAACAGAGCUGUCGCCAUCUUGAUCCGAAGGGGUGCCCUUCAGGAGAGAGGCGAUCGCUCUCUCCGCCGGCCGUAG